Leptopilina boulardi is the source of this 1489-nucleotide messenger RNA. Its product is annotated as carbohydrate sulfotransferase 11-like. The coding region runs from base 103 to 1155 and encodes 350 amino acids. The record is from RefSeq and is a predicted model, not a curated record. Gene Ontology annotation, biological process: carbohydrate biosynthetic process. Gene Ontology annotation, molecular function: sulfotransferase activity. NCBI's taxonomy places the organism in Eukaryota, Metazoa, Arthropoda, Insecta, Hymenoptera, Figitidae. The transcript has 5 exons. Gene Ontology annotation, cellular component: membrane.
AUAAAUUUUUUAUCUCCUGAAGCUUCUCCGCCUACAAAACUUUGUCUUCUAACCGGAAAUUCAUUUAGAAAUCAUCUUUUGUGACUAGCACCACUCAAAAUAAUGGUUUCCGACGUGUAUUUAAAAAAUUAUGUAUUAUUUUUGUUUAUGGGUAUAACAAUUUUAUUUAUUUUUAUGAAACUAGAAAACAAAAACAGUAACAAAUUUUCAUUUGAUUUAAAAAUUAGCAAAAUUCAAAAUUCAAGAAAAAAUUUAAUUCAAUAUGAGCCAAAAUUGUUAAAAUUUAAAAGUAUCGAUUCGAGAAAUUUGGAGAAUAUCAAUUUUCAGAAAAUUUGUGAAAAAUACAAUUUAACCAGUUUUUUAGAGAGAAAACAUUUUUUAUACAGUGCAAAAAAUAAGGCACUUUAUUGUUGGAUACGAAAAAUAGCUUCAACAAGUUUCACAAAAAUUUUCUCUGAUAUGGAAAAAAAUCACGUUACUGACCAACUUAACAGGGAAAUGGAAUUUUUAUCUCCUAUAAGUACAGAAUUAUUGAAAUCUGUAAAUCUAGAUGAUAAUACAUUUAAAUUUUUGAUUGUACGACAUCCUUUUGAAAGAUUGGUUUCUUCAUAUAGAGAUCGUAUAGAAGAUAAUACAAAAUUUACGGCCCAAGCAUGGAUUUAUGUGUCAAAAAUAUUUUAUUUAACAAGACCAAAAUUAUUUCAUUCAAACUCAACAACAGGCAGUACUUUGGAAAAAAUAUUCUACAUCGAUAGAAGAUUAAAACUUGUGCCAACAUUUCAAGAAUUCAUUAAUUAUUUAAUUCACGAAUCAUCAGCUAAUUACGAUCAUCAUUGGAAUCAAUAUUACAAACAUUGUUCAUUAUGUGAAAUAAAUUACAAUUUCAUAUUGAAAUUAGACAAUUAUUCAUCUAAAGAAAUUGAAUAUAUAUUUUCAAAAUUAAAUUUAAAAAAUGAUGAAAAUUUAAUAAAUCUACACGCGACACACGGUGGAUUAACUGAUUUUCAACGAACAUGUAAAUAUUUGAAAAAAUUAUCAUGUGAAACAAUAUUUAAAUUAUAUGAGAAAUAUAAAAUUGACUUUGAAAUGUUUAAUUACAAAAUAGACAAAUAUAUACAAUGUUGCAAUAAAAGAAAGCAGGAUAUUGCAAAAUAAUUGCACACCAAAAAGGUUAUUUUGUAAAAAGUGAAACGAUUUAUUUAUUUUUUUCAUUUUAUAAUUAUAAUCAUUAGAAAAUUUAUGUUUGUAAAUAUAUAUAUAUAUAAGAAAACGCGCAAUGUGAUAAUUUUAUUACUUAAUCUGUAUUAAUCAUUCAAAUAAAGUUUUACAAUUCAUUAACAUUUAUUUAUCGUUUUGUAUUAUAAAAUAGAACAGAGACAGACAUAAUAUACGUAAAGAAAAUUUUACACUCGUGAUUUUUUUUUUUAUCGAACAUAAUAUAAAUUACUUAAAAAAUCUUCAUUUGAAUGACUUACAUGAAAGAGAGAGA